AUGAUACAUACCCAGGUAUUGAAACUUGGUUUUGGGAAUGAUCUCUUUGUCCAGACGGGUCUCACUGAAAUGUACGUGAAAUUCAGGUGGAUAGAAUUUGCGAGGAAGGUGUUUGGUGAAAUGAAAGAUCUAGACUUGGUUUCGUAUAAUGUAAUGCUAGCUGAGUAUGUGAGCAUUGGGGAAAUAAGUUUAGCACGCCAACUGUUUGAUCAAAUGUCUCAAAGAGACUUGGUUUCAUGGAACAUCAUGAUCCAUGGUUAUGCCUCACUUCCCCAUGGAGAUAAAGAUUUGGUUUCUUGGAGCAAGCAGUCUCACGAGGCUUUGAAUCUCUUCCAUGAUAUGCAAUUAGCUAACUUUUUACCUGAUAAAAUCACAAUUGUGAGUGUGUUAUCCGCAUGUGGAGAUUUAUGUGCUUUAACUACAGGCAUGAAAGUUCACAAGUACAUAAUUCAAAACCGAAUUGAAAUAGACAUAAAGCUUGCAACUUCCCUUGUCAACAUGUAUGCAAAAUGUGGAGAUAUAAACACUGCGUUGAAAGUUUUCAAUGGCAUAAAAAAGAAAGAUGUGUUCUAA
Lactuca saligna is the source of this 573-nucleotide messenger RNA. Lineage: Eukaryota; Viridiplantae; Streptophyta; Magnoliopsida; Asterales; Asteraceae. The record is from the annotation of a GenBank genome assembly.